Salmo salar (Atlantic salmon) is the source of this 4011-nucleotide messenger RNA. Lineage: Eukaryota; Metazoa; Chordata; Actinopteri; Salmoniformes; Salmonidae. The record is from RefSeq and is a predicted model, not a curated record.
UUCACAGCAACCACAAUCUGUAAACUGCAAAUAGCUAAAUGAGAGAGCAGCAGUGUGAUUCACAUCAAUACGCUACGUCAAUAUCAAUAAUAAGUGAUAUCCGUAUCGCCGUAGACUACACCACUACUGUCAUCCUUACCUCCAAGCGUUUAUUCAAGUUGGAUAAUCUUUAGAUGCCGACAACAGUCGCACCAUUGGAAGACAUAGCUUGGACUGUAGCCUACAAAAAGCCUAUUCCUGCUCUUUUUCCGCAAUCGAUCAAACACAUUUGGUGAGUCAUCAUAGUGGUCUCUGACUUGUGGUCAGACUCGCUCAGGUGGAACAAACUUAAACUUGCGCCUUUUUUCAACUUUGAUUUGAAUGUCAGUGAGAAAACAGAGAAGUGUCAAAGAUUGUUUCGCAAACAUUUCUGAAUUGAAUCGCAAUCCUUGAAGUAAUCAUCUAGUUUUUCAAAAGUAUCGGUAAUCUGAUUACAAUAUUUUAGCUGGUAACGUAACGGAUUACAGUUACUGUUCUUUUGUAAAGGAUGACGUCAAAUCAGUUCCUGGUCUUUACGUCAGGGUUGUAGGUAAGUCUUUACAUCAGGGUUAUAGGUCCAACUGCUCCUUUUAGUGCACAUACAUCAUAUGUCAUGUACAUCAGCUAUGAACUCGAUUGUAAACCCACAACCACAGUUCAUGAAAAGGGAGGAACAUUCAUGAACGGGAUGGACACUGCUCCUUGAGUCAGAUUUGUCACUGAGGUGUUCGUGCACUGGGUUGUCUUACACAGCUCUUGGACAAGAUAUCACCAUUUUAAGAGAGCCUCAUCAAAUGAACACAUCAAUCAAGAAGAGAUGAAGACAUUUUCUCCUUUGAACCUUUGCAAUUCCUUCUCACAGACAAUCUACAGAACUACAACAUUCAAGGAAUCAACAUAACUAUCACUCAGACCUUCAAAGAAUCAUUCAGUUGGAUAAACACGCCCACGUUCUGCCCACUCUGACUCUGGUCCCUGUCUCCAGGGCCACGUCUCGUCAGUCCUGCUACUCUGUCCUGGACCCACUGCUUCCUUGGAUUCCUCUCUGGACCUGCUUACCUAGUCCCAACUCCCCUCGCUCCAGCCUCAGCCUCCGAUCCUGGCUUCCUGCAACCCGCCCGAGCUUCCCCUGGCCUACACCCCAUCUUCCCCCUGUGCUUCAAUAAAUACCUUAGUUACCUCAUCCCAGUCUCCUCGUCUGAGUCUGCUCUUGGGUUCACCUACUCCGCUCCACGUUACAGUAGGAUUUGAAUAACAUCGCUGUGAAGAACAAGUAACCAUUGCCACUCAUCAGUUCUGCUUUUGCCACCCUCCAUGGUGCCACAGUGUUCACCAAGCUCAACCUCUGGAUGCCUACCAUCUGGUCUGCAUCAGAGAGGGGGACGAGUGGAAAACGACAUUCAACACACCACUUGGACACUUUAAGUACUUGAUCAUGCCUUUUGGUCUCACUAACGCCCCUGCUGUUUUCCAGAGCCUAGUCAACAAUGUACUGAGAGAUGUGAUUGGACACUUAAUUUUUGUCUAUGUGGAUGACAUUCAGAUUUUUUUCAAAGGACUCUGAGGCUCACCAGCAACACGUUCGCCAAGUUCUCCAAUGGCUGUUGGAGAUUAAGCCUUUUGUUAAAGCUUCCUCUGUGUCUUUCCAGGGUUAUAUUAUUGCACAGGGACAGUUACAUAUGGAUCCCGACAAGGUCAGGGCAGUCACAGAGUGGCCUGCGCCCUCAAACCUGAAGCAGCUACAGCGUUUCCUGGGGUUUGCACAUUUUUACACAUGUUUCAUCCGCAACUACAGCUGUCUGGCAGCACCACUCUCACCUCCACCUCCACUCCGUUCCACUGCACCCCUGAAGCAGAGGCAGCGUUCCUGGAACUCAAGCGUUGCUUCACUUCCGCUCCAGUCCUCACUCAGCCAGACCCAGAACUCAAGUUCAUCGUGGAUAUGGAUGCCUCCGACACCGUGGUCAGUGCUGUUCUGUCCCAACGUUCCCCCUCUAAUCAGAAGCUCCACCCAUGUGCAUUCUUUUACCAUAAGCGCUCACCUGCAGAGAGACAUUUUUACAUUGGUAACCGGGAACUCCUGGCAGUGAAGCUAGCUCUUGAAGAAUGGCGUCACUGGCUGGAGGGUUCUAUUCUCCUCUUCAUCGUUUGGAUGGACUACAAAAACCUGUCCUACAUCCAGACCACCAAGCGUCUGAAUUCCCGGCAAGCCAGGUGGGCAUUGUUCUUCGGGAGAUUCUACUUCACACUCACUUAUCGCCCCGAUCCUAGGAAUACCAAGCCUGACGCCCUCUCCAGCCAGUUCACUGUCGACAACACUGGUUCCGAGCCAGAAGCCAUUGUGCCUGCAUCGUUGCCGCCAUCUCCUGGGAGAUCGAGUCCAGGCUCAGCAAAACCAGCCUGACUCUGGUAACGGUCCUAGAAAUGGUCUGUUUGUUCUAGAUUCAGUUCACUCUGAUGUUCUUCAGUGGGCCCAUUCUACUUACCUCACCUGUCACCCAGGUAUGAAUCGGACCCUCGUCUUCCUGUGGCAGCACUUUUGGUGGUCCACCUUGGAGAGAGAUGUCUGGGAGUUUGUCUCAGCCUGCUCGGUCUGUGCCCGGAACAAGACCUCCACUAAACCCACGUCUGCUUUGCCCUCUUCCGAUACCCAGUCGCCCCUGGUCACACAUAGCUCUGAACUUCGUCACUGGUCUUCCCCCAGCCAACAGUUACUCAGUCAUCCUCACCAUAAUUGACAGAUUUUCCAAAGUGGCUCACUUCAUUCCCCUGUCCAAGCUUCCGUCCUCCAGGGAGACUGUGGACCUGCUGGUGUUCCAUGUGUUUCAUCUGCAUGGCCUUCCUACUGACAUCGUUUCUGACAGGGGACCCCAGAUCACAUCCCGAGUAUGGAGAUCCUUCUGUUCAGCACUGGGAAUCAAUGUCAGUCUUUCAUCUGGAUAUCACCCUCAGACCAAUGGCCAGACUGAACUGGCCAACCAGGAGAUGGAGACUGCCCUAUGCUGCAUGACUUCUGCUAACCCUUCCUCCUGGAGUGUUCAGCUACCCUGGGUGGAAUAUGACCACAAAUCCCUCACCAACGCCUCAUCAGGUAUGUCACCCUUCGAGUGUGCUCUGGAUUAUCAACCUCCCUUAUUCCCCGCCCAAGAGGUCGAGGUGGCGGUUCCCUCAGUCCAUGACCAUAUGCGCCGUUGUCAUCGCACCUGGAGGAAGGCCCGGGCUACCCUUCUUUGUGCCUCUGCCAGGACCCAGUCCCAAGCUAACUGUCGCCUUGCCUCAGCCCCAGUCUACACUCCAGGCCAGAAGCAGCUCCUCCACCCCCUCAGCUCCUCCACCCCCUAUUCCGUCCGGCAGCUUCUGGACGUGCGCCGUCGGGACCGUGGCUGGCAGUACCUGGUGGACUGGGAGGGAUACGGGCCUGAGGAGCGCUGCUGGGUUUCCCACCAUCAUAUUCUGGACCCCUCCCUCUUACAUGCUUUCUAUACCUCACACUCAGAUAAGCCUGGUCGGGUGCCAAGUGGCGGGGGGUACUGUCACAUCUGCGCCUGCCAGCCCCCUCUAUUGCUCAUCCUGUGUCUCCCUAACCUGCCGCCACUCCCCCAGUGCUCUCUCCUGUGUGUGUGUGUGUGUGACAGAGCAACCUGUUCCAUAAUCAAGACCUCUACAAAUACUCAGCCCUGCCACUUCCAUGCUGCCAGAUCAUAAUCUCUGCUCAGUCAGUCUGUGUUUUUUAGCCAUUAGUUCCUGCUUAGAUCCUGUUUUUGUGUUAUGCCUGUUUUCCCUUGCCUGACGCUGUUUUCCUCUCCGCUACAGUUCUGCCCACUCUGGUCCCUGUCUCCGGGGCCACGUCUCGUCAGUCCUGCUACUCUGUACUGGCUCCAGAGUUCCUCUGUGGAGAUUGGAGAACCUUCCAGAAGGACAACCAUCUCUGCAGCACUCCACCAGUCAGACCUUUCUGGUAGAGUGGCCAAACAGAAGCCACUCCUCAGUUAA